AUGUCGAAAUCACAGCUCAGCCGUGCCUGGCAUGCGAGACAUACGCAUGGUCAGAACUCAAAGCCCGUUGAACCAAUCUUUCUCACGUCCAUUCUCAGGGGCAGUCCACACUACCAGCCAUAUGAACAUCAACCCCUUGACACAGCAUCCUUUCGAAUUCUGCAACUGCUCCCAGCAGAUAGAUUCGAGGAUGAUCUCGAGUGUGAGAUCCAAUGUGUCCGCCUGCCAGAAAGUAGUGCGCAAAAAGUGGCAUACACGGCACUGUCUUAUGUAUGGGGUCAAGAGCCGGUCAGCUGCGCCGUGGUCGUCCAAGGCAAGCACAUAUUGAUUCAGCCCAACCUUGAGUCUGCCCUGCGACACUUGCGCCGACGCAGCGGCACUUUUCCGCUCUGGAUUGAUGCGCUAUGCAUCGACCAGUCCAACACUCGGGAGCGAAAUCAUCAAGUCCAGCACAUGCGUGACAUUUACGAAGCAGCCGAGGAAACCAUAGUCUACCUCGGUGACCAAGAUGGGGGCAACACUGGCAUAUCGGCUUGGAACUACCUGGGGAGAAAUAGCCCCUGGGCGCUCGACGAGACGGGACAAAAGUCCUUUGACUUUCCUUCAAAGCUGAACGACCUGACCAACUUCCGGGGCGGUAUACAAGAUAUUUAUAGCGAUAUCUUGCCGCGUGUCUGGUUUAGUCGCGUGUGGGAGCACUAUUUGCCAUCCUGGUACAAGGAGGCGAGCGAGGGUGCCACGACAAACUUGCUCGACAUGCUCGUGGGGCAUACAAGGGGCCUGGUAGCUUCGGACCCGAGAGACAAGGUCAUUGGUCUCCUGGGGAUAUGCUCUGGCUUUGACUGGCAAUCCCACAAUACAGUCGACUACAAUCUGACGACGAGGCAAUUCUACACGAAAUUCGCUGCCGACUUUCUCCGUGCCAAACAAGACUUCAGAAUAUUCAGCUACAGGAACAGUACACCAUUCUAUUCAUGGAUCAUCAGGCUACAACAAAAGUUCAAUGAAUUGGAUACUCGAUACGUAGUAGUUGGCAAAGAGUUGGCUGCGAUGGAAGCAAAGAACCCUGCUCAGUUGGCCCAAAGUACUCUUCCCAGGGAGAAAGAAUGCCUGCUGGGCCUCGCCACGACUUUGAGAUCCAAUUACGGCGAUCUUUUUGACCAAUUCAAAUUCGAGGAUGCAAAGAAGCAGAUGACAACACCGUCAUGGGUUCCGAAUUGGCAAAACGUAUCCCCGGACCAAUUCUACGAGGCCAGGCCCAUCAUUGAGGCAGAGGUUGCCCUCGAGUUCUUUUCUCCAAGCCAGACGCAACCGAGCAUGUCUCCGGAAGCCAAACUUCUCUCCAGUUAUGCAGAUUUGCUUGACGCAAACGCACACCGCGAAAUCGACCCACGCAUACCGAGUAAUAAAAUUUUCAAGCUUGCUGGCUUCUGGAAGGCCUUUGGCGCCCCCAUGGUGUUGGAACAAUGGCACUUUCUGCAACAGCGUAACAACAGAUUAGCCUAUCACCUCAAUUCUCAGCUCAGCUUCAAGAAUUAUAUCGACUUGGCCGAUAAUCCGCUUAAGCCCGGAUCAAUCGAGUACCACCUGGUCGAGAGCAUUCCGGACAUGAUGUUUCCGAAUGCAGAACAAAGGGGUAAAAACAUAACCAUUUUCCAAGAUAGGACAAUUGGAAUGUAUCGGUCAGCCUCGCCUGGUGAAUUCUUUGGGACUCCCUCACCAAGCUAUUCAGCCAAGUCACCUAGUAGCAUCAGCGGCGACUCGGAGCUGACCAAGAAAAAGGCAAUUCCAAAUCUUCUGCACAGAGUAAAGGGCAAAGCUAGAGAGUAUCGUGAGCACGCUCGGCAAAAAAGCCAUGCCAAGCAAGACAAGCUCGCUGCGGCCAAUAUGGAAUGGACACCGCUGAUUCCAGAUGGCAUUGCUCUUUUUCCUCUCGAAGUCGAAUUUGGCGAUUUGAUCGUCUACUUUCCCGGUGCUACGGUUCCCUUUGUCGUACGCCCGCUGAAAGAUUCAUCAAAGGAGGGCGGCGCCAAUCCUGCGGCUUCGCCAGCGUGGUUGAAAUUCGGUCACGACAUCAAGGAAUAUGUGCAUUGUGAAUUGGUGGGCGAAUGCUGGAUCAAUGAUUUCCCCAGAAUGGAGCAAGAGAUUGACAACCUUGAUUGCCUUUUCCAUAUCUACUAG
Pestalotiopsis fici W106-1 is the source of this 2181-nucleotide messenger RNA. RefSeq lists its product as uncharacterized. The transcript is spliced from 3 exons. The record is from RefSeq and is a predicted model, not a curated record. NCBI's taxonomy places the organism in Eukaryota, Fungi, Ascomycota, Sordariomycetes, Amphisphaeriales, Sporocadaceae. Bases 1 to 2181 code for a protein of 726 amino acids.